GCUCCCCAUUAUCUCAAGACCUUAGUGGAACGGCAUUAACCAAAACAUGGCAAAAUCUCAUAUGAAUUUGGAUUAUUUUAAGCAUCCAAAUCAUCAAGUCACCUUCUUAGUUUAGGCUAUAUAACCUCCUAGUUACUCCAUUCUCAAAUACACAGAAAAAUAAAUCUAUCCAGUCAGCCUUAGAAUCCAAAUAUUCUCAAUGGGGAGCCAAAUAAAGAAGCAAUGGCCUCAAUUUGCUUCUGCUUUGGCACUUUUCUUGAUUGCAACUUGCACUAUGGCAUAUUCAUCCGAUUCUUAUAAAUCACCAGUUUCAACAUACAACAAAGUACUAAGCACAGUAACCAAAAGUGACAACUAUCAUAUCCAGCCACUAUCACAAGACAAUUAUGAAGUGCCACAAGUGUCCAAGAACCACUACAACGUACGCUCAAUGCCUAAGCAGGAAUACAAAGUACCAUCUUUGCCAAAUAAUGGCUACUACAACAAACCAUCAGUUCCAAAAGAUAACUACAAGAAGGUGCCAUAUCUUACAAAUGAUAACUACUACAAGACACCCUCAAAACCUAAACAAGAAUACAAUGUGCCAUCUUUUCCAAAGAAUGAGUACUACAAGAAACCAUCCGUUCCAAAAAAUAACUACAAGGUGCCAUCUCUUCCAAAAAAUUACUACAAGGUACCCUCAAUGCCUAAACAGGAAUACAAGGCACCAUCUUUACCAAAGAAUGACUAUUACAAGAAAACAUCAGCAACAAAAGAUAACUACAAGAAGGUGCCAUCUCUUCCAAAUGAUAACUACUACAAGACACCCUCAAUGCCUAAACAAGAAUACAAUGUGCCAUCUUUUCCAAAGAAUGACUACUACAAGAAAUCAUCCGUUCCAAAAAAUAACUACAAGAAGUUGCCAUCUCUUCCAAAAGAUUACUACAAGGUACCCUCAAUGCCUAAACAUGAAUACAAGGGACCAUCUUUGCCAAAGAAUGAUUAUUACAAGCAACCAUCAACUCCAAAAUAUAACUACAAGAAGGUUUCGUCUCUUCCAAAAGAUAACUACUACAAGGUACCCUCAAUGCCUAAACAGGAAUACAAGGCGCCAUUUUUGCCAAAGAAUGACUACUACAAGAAACCAUCAAUUCCAAAGGAUAACUACAAGAAGGUGCCAUCUAUUCCAAAAGAUAACUACUAUAAGGUUCCCUUAAUGCCUAGACAGGAAUACAAGGUGCCAUCUUUGCCAAAGAAUGACUAUUACACGAAAUCAUCAUCUCCUCCUCCACCAUCUUACUACUAUAAUUCGCCCCCUCCUCCUUCACCAUCACCUUCUUACUAUUAUCAAUCAUCCUCAAUUCCUUCCUCAUCACCACCUCCUCCAUACUAUUAAGUCUUCAUCUUUCAUGUUCAACAUGUUUCCAGAAGGUCCUUCUUCAGCACAAAACAUAAUUCUGAGGGAUUUCAUUCUGUGAGUUAAAGGCACCAUAUCAAAAUUUGUAAUUAUUCAUUUAUUGUUUUUCUUUCCUUUUUUUUUUUUUGUGGGGGGGGUAGCAGGUGUUAUACCAUUUAAAUUGUAUGUUUGAUUGUUUGCAGAGAAUUAUUCAAUUGAAUACAAAUUCUUUUUAUUGAGAUUUUAUGUACUACUAUUUUUUAUCCCUCCAACAAUUGUAGCUCGACUGGCACUAUUGGGAUUGCAAAAGUUAAGUAUUAUCCAAAUAAAUUUAGCCAAUCUAUUGAACUGAUCAAAGAUGGAAACACACAGCCUGCAGGCAUAAUAAUCAUACAAAGUCAUUUAUAUACAACAACAACAUACCCAGUAUUAUCCCACACCGUGGGGUCUAGGGAGGGUAGU
Nicotiana tabacum (common tobacco) is the source of this 1837-nucleotide messenger RNA. RefSeq lists its product as uncharacterized. Lineage: Eukaryota; Viridiplantae; Streptophyta; Magnoliopsida; Solanales; Solanaceae. The record is from RefSeq and is a predicted model, not a curated record.